CCCGGAAUUACAACUCCCAGCCUGCCCCAGGGCUCUUUCGCCCUCUCGAGCCCAGGUCUGUGUUGCUCCCCUUUUUGAAGACAGGUUUUAUGUUGGCCCUUCUCCAGCCUUGUGGCACCUCACCAUCCUCCCAGAGUUGUCAAAGAUCGUUGUUAACUGUUCCAAGAUUGCUUCAUCUAAUUCCUCAGGCUGCAGCGUAACAUCCAUGUUUUGCUCCAGCUCAUUCUGUCCUUCCAGGGACCAGGGAAAGGAAAUGGCUGCAGUGGAGCCAUUUGAGGAGCCAAUGGCCUUCGAGGAGGUGGCUGUGUAUUUCAGCAAAGAAGAGUGGGCUCUGCUGGACCUCACUCAGAGAGCUCUCUACAGAGACGUCAUGCAGGAGAACUAUGAGAACGUGACCUCUCUGGGGUUUCCAGUUUCCAAACCUGAUGUCACCUCCCAGCUGAAACAAGGGGAAGAACCAUGGGCCCCAGAUCUCCAGGGCUCAGAGGAAAGCGAGAUCCUGAGAGGCAUCUUCACAGCAGGUGCUAGACUGGGGAGUGAGACCAUGGAGCAGAAUCCUCAGCAGGAAGAUGAUGAGGAAGUGGAACCACAUGGCACAUUAUUGCAAAGAUGCAAAGGGAGUGUGUCCGGGAGUUGUGAUCAGGGAAAAGCCAGUGAGAGUCAGCACAUUCCAGAGAGGUGGCAGGGGAACCAGCCAACACAGAAAGUUGGUCAAUCUGUUUAUUAUCGGGGAACUCGUAAACGUCUCAAGGAAACCACGGCCCAGCAGAGAAUCCCCAUGGGAGAGAGAAAUAACACAUGUGUUGAGUGUGGGAAAAACUUCAGUAGGCACUCACACCUUAUUAGACAUCAGAGAAUCCACACAGGGGAACGCCCCUAUGAAUGCUGUGAGUGUGGGAAAACCUUUGCUCGGAUCUCAACCCUUAAUAAUCAUCAGAGGAUCCACACAGGGGAGAAACCCUAUGGAUGCUGUAAGUGUGGGAAAACCUUCACUGAGCGCUCAAACCUUAUUCAACAUCAGAGAAUCCACACGGGGGAGAAACCCUAUGAAUGUUGUGAGUGUGGGAAAACCUUCACUCUCAGCUCUCAUCUCAUUAGACAUCAGAGAAUCCACAAAGGGGAGAGACCCCAUGAAUGCUGUACGUGCAGGAAAACCUUCACUGAGCGCUCAAACCUUAUUCAGCAUCAGAGGAUCCACACAGGGGAGAAACCCUAUGAAUGUUGUGAGUGUGGGAAAACCUUCACUCGGUGCUCAACCCUUAUUAAACAUCAGAGAAUCCACAAAGGGGAGCGGCCCUAUGAAUGCUGCCAGUGUGGGAAAACUUUCACUCGGCGCUCACACCUUAUUCAGCAUCAGAGUAUCCACAAAGGGGAGAGACCCCAUGAAUGCUGUACGUGCAGGAAAACCUUCACUGAGCGCUCAAACCUUAUUCAGCAUCAGAGGAUCCACACAGGGGAGAAACCCUAUGAAUGUUGUGAGUGUGGGAAAACCUUCACUCGGUGCUCAAGCCUUAUUAAACAUCAGAGAAUCCACAAAGGGGAGCGGCCCUAUGAAUGCUGCCAGUGUGGGAAAACUUUCACUCGGCGCUCACACCUUAUUAGACAUCAGAGGAUCCACAAAGGGGAGCGGCCCUAUGAAUGCUGCCAGUGUGGGAAAACUUUCACUCGGCGCUCACAUCUUAUUAGACAUCAGAGGAUCCACACAGGAGAGAGACCCUACGAAUGCUCCAAGUGUGGGGAAUUCUUCCCUCAGAGCUCAGCCCUUAUUUGUCAUCAGAGAAUCUGCAAGGGAGUUAAAGACCAUAAAAACAUUGUCUAGGGCUAAGAAAAGAUUCUGUUUUCCAUUUGCUAAUUCCCACAUACUGAACUUUAAAGAAGCAUUUGUCUCACCAUGGUCUCUCAACUCCCCCACCUGAGUUGUCUGCUUUUCCCUUUUGCAGCUUACCUUUCCUUGGGUUGAAUCCCACACUCUUUUUCAUCAACUCCUUUGUGCUAUGUCAUGGAGGUGUGUGUCCCUCCAAUAGGAAUGUCCAUCAGCCCUAGGUGGGGGAACUAGAAGUGACUUGAACUAGGUACAUGGAGGUUAAAUUUACCUGGACCUUGACUCCACUAGGAUUUUCCAUGGUGUUAGCUAGCUUGAGUUCACUAUCCUGAUAUAAAAACUAGGACUGUUUAGCAAUGAAAUAAAAUUAAUCGUACUUAAUCGUGAAAUUAAAAAAAA
Molecule: messenger RNA, 2221 nt
Organism: Trachemys scripta elegans
Lineage: Eukaryota; Metazoa; Chordata; Testudines; Emydidae
Product: zinc finger protein 436-like
Exons: 6
Coding region: 206-1819 (537 amino acids)
Biological process (GO): regulation of transcription by RNA polymerase II
Molecular function (GO): RNA polymerase II cis-regulatory region sequence-specific DNA binding; DNA-binding transcription factor activity
Source: RefSeq, a predicted model, not a curated record